AUGGACACCAUUUCUGAUGCUUGGCUGGCCAUCGACAUGGGCCUCACACAAAAAGCUGCCAUCCUCCGUUUCAGGGGACAUUGGGACAUCGACUGCGUGCCCUCCAAGGUGGUACUGGAGUGGACAGAUGAUUUCAUCAGUUGGACGGAGAGGAUGGCUGCAGAAGAAACCGCGACAAACCAGGAGUUCACUGCUUUCACAGACCUUUACGUCUCUCCCAACGCUGAGAACUGGACAAAUGGUGCUUUCUAUCAGGUUGCCUAUGUGGCAGAAUCCGAGAACAGUGUCAUCAUAGACGGCGUCACUCCAGGAUCGCUGUACAACAUUCAUUGUUGGUCCACUGAUGCAGCGAACAGCUCCGGCCCUGAGUUGAACCCCGUCGCAGUCACAACGGUGGACAUGAUAGGGCCAUAUCUGACGGUGACACCCGUCUCAGCGGAGGACUUCAAUGUGACGGUCGGACUGGAACUCCAGGAUCCAGGGAAGGCCUACCCAGCUCUCUCCACCUGUGUGGCGCGAGAGAGCAUGGGUCUGGCUCUGCCGAACCAGAGCCAAAUCUCUUCCAAGGGACAGCGCUGCCAGUACCUCCAAGUGCCACCUACGGACAGCGAGGCUGGGCGAAUGCCGAUGAUGGAAGU
Symbiodinium necroappetens is the source of this 638-nucleotide messenger RNA. NCBI's taxonomy places the organism in Eukaryota, Dinophyceae, Suessiales, Symbiodiniaceae. The record is from the annotation of a GenBank genome assembly.